AUGUUCAGCUGGAUCAGUUGGAUCGACUUGAUAUUUAUUUAUUUCACAUUCACAAUCGUUGUGUUUGCCAUUGGCAUAAAUAUCAGCGAAAGCAACAUAUCGCCGGUGCUAUUGCAAACAUUCCGCUACGGUAAGCAUGCAUACAAAGGUGAACCGUCACGCGUGGUGCAAGCGUUCGAGGUGCCGAAAUCAUAUUUCAAACAUUUCUAUGUGUUUGCCAUUGUGUGGGCUAUUCUAAUAUUUGGACUAACAUUUAACUUGUAUGUGCUGGGCACCACUGUGCCUGCAUUUAUUAUCGAUGCGCUAGACUUUUUGUACGGCAAAGAUCGUAGCGUAACCAUGUCUGCAUUCACCGCACUCCAGGCAACAUUUUUACUCACAUUGCAAUGUGCUCGGCGCUUCUAUGAAACACAGUACAUUCAAGUCUUUUCAAAACAAGCCAAAAUCAACUUUACACACUAUUUGGUCGGUUAUUUGCAUUACUUUGGCGCAUUCCUUGCUAUCAUCAGCCGUGCACCGGGAUUCGUACACAAUGCAAACCCAGAAGACGUUACAUACAUUCAGUUCGAUAUGAUUCUACCAAGACACUUGUCCAUGAUGACGUUAUUCUUCUUGGGAUGGUUCCAACAGCUACGCGCCAAUUUGAUGCUCGCCAACCUACGUAAAAAUCGCUCAGGUGCCGUUGUAACUGAAAAGCAUUUGAUGCCACAGGGUGGUUUCUUUGAUUUUGUCUCAUCGCCGCAUAUGUUCUGGGAGAUCGUUAUGUACACAGCAUUGACCGUCAUCUUGUUGCCAAACAUCUCAUGGAUCUGGGUCUUCUUAUGGGUGGUUAGCAAUCAAAUUGAAAAUGCUUGGCUUACACACAAAUGGUACUUGGGAACGUUCAAAAAUUAUCCAAAAGAACGACGCGCUAUCAUUCCAGGAAUCUUAUAGAUUUUUUCUUACCGAAUGGAAUCAAACACAAUGCAACGAAUAAAAAACAACAAAUAGCUCAUAAGUUAUGUAAAAUGUACUCUGUUCAGUUUUUAUUAAUUUAUAUAAAAAAAAAUCUAUAUUCUUUUGUACGUUUCAUCUUUCCGUUUCGUCGACAUUCAUUUUGAAGUAGAGAAAAAUCGCAAAGAACAAAAAUAAAAAUCGGUUGUACAUAGAGAAACUAAAUACACCAAAAUGAAAAUCAAUUGAGGUAAAUUGAAAAAUCGAAAUCGAUUUUCAUUUUGCUGAAGGAGAUAAAGAGAGAACACCCAAAUAGAAAUAUAUCGAAUUUAUAUUCGCAAAUACACUCGUCACAUGUUCAAAUUACAUUUUCGAUUGAUUAAAUUAAAAUUGGCAAUAAAAUCUACAUCAUCCGAUUGCGAUGACUUGAAUAAGGGAAAA
Molecule: messenger RNA, 1374 nt
Organism: Sitodiplosis mosellana (orange wheat blossom midge)
Lineage: Eukaryota; Metazoa; Arthropoda; Insecta; Diptera; Cecidomyiidae
Product: polyprenol reductase
Exons: 3
Coding region: 1-933 (310 amino acids)
Biological process (GO): polyprenol catabolic process; dolichol-linked oligosaccharide biosynthetic process
Cellular component (GO): endoplasmic reticulum
Molecular function (GO): 3-oxo-5-alpha-steroid 4-dehydrogenase activity
Source: RefSeq, a predicted model, not a curated record